Messenger RNA from Plasmodium yoelii, 732 nucleotides. Its product is annotated as NifU-like scaffold protein, putative. Bases 1 to 732 code for a protein of 243 amino acids. The transcript is spliced from 2 exons. Gene Ontology annotation, cellular component: mitochondrion. Gene Ontology annotation, biological process: iron-sulfur cluster assembly. NCBI's taxonomy places the organism in Eukaryota, Apicomplexa, Aconoidasida, Haemosporida, Plasmodiidae. The record is from RefSeq and is a predicted model, not a curated record. Gene Ontology annotation, molecular function: iron-sulfur cluster binding; iron ion binding.
AUGAAAUACAGUAUUGCUUCCAUGAAGCUUACUUUAUUCUUCUAUUUUUUGUGUGCAAAAAAUAUAGUUAGUUUGAAAUAUACAAAAUCAAAUUUCUCAUUUUUAUAUAAUGGAUGUGAUAAUAACAAUAGUGGGGUGAUUAACACACACCGAAAUAAAACAACUAUACAAAAUAAAAAUAAAUAUUAUAAAUCUAAAAUAUUAUUAUCAAAUGAAAAACAAGAUGAAGAAUUAUAUUACGAAUUAAAUUCAGAAAAUACUGAAAAAGUUUUGAAUCUAAUACGUCCCAAAUUACAAAUAGAUAAUGGUGGUGUUGAAUUAGUAGACAUUAAGGGUAAUAAUUUAUAUAUACGCUUAUUAGGAAAUUGUAUCACAUGUAGCUCAAAUAGUGUAACUGUAUCCCAGGUUAUAAAAAAAACUUUAAAAAUGUAUAUUCGAGGUCCUGGAAAUAAAGAACCAAAUGUAAUAAUUAUAAAUUUUGAUGAAAUUAACGAAGAAAAUAUUCUAAAUUGUUUAAUUGAUCUGAAGCCAUAUUUUGAUUUUCUCAAAAUUGAAUUAGUAAUUAAAGAGCUAAUAAACAACAAAGAAAAUAUUAAUAAUAGCGUUAUGCUCAUGUUUAAAAAUAUAGAAAAUGAAGAUAAGGAGGUAAAUAUACCUCAUAAUAUUAAAACUGAAAUUAGUGGAAGAUUAAAACAAAAUUUUCCAACAUUGACUGUUAAUUUUGAAAAUUAA